UGGCAAUUCGCACGCGAGGAUUUGAAGCAGACGCCUUCGGUGCAAGCCGGGUGGUCAGUUGAACGUGAGGAAUUGGAUAGGGCCAAGGCUUGCUCGCUGAUUUACUCGGCGUCUCGUAAAUUACAGCUUCCGCAAAUUACAUCGGCCUCGGCAUGCGUCUAUUUGCACCGGUUCUAUAUGCGUCACUCGUUAAAGGAAUUUCACCAUUAUAAUAUUGCAGCCACGUGUUUGUUCUUUGCGUGCAAAUCGGAGGAGACACUGCGCAAGUUGGAUUCGUUUAUCCCAGUGAUAGUCUACUAUGCGUCCAAAGGCAACCGCAGAGCACCCCCAGGAACAACUGAGUUUGAGAAAUGGCGAACGGUGAUUCUGCACACAGAAGUGGUUCUGCUCGAGGCUCUGUGUUUCGACAUGGUCGUCGAUCAUCCACACGUACCGCUGAUUGAGAUCAUCGACAAGCUGCGGCCCACACAACAGUUGAGUCAGAUGGCUUGGAACUUUAUUGCGGAUUUUAUGCGGUUGCCCAUAUGCCUGGUUUAUACACCCCGGUUAGUUGCCGUGGCGGCGGUGUCGUUGGCU
Messenger RNA from Kickxella alabastrina, 576 nucleotides. Its product is annotated as cyclin-like protein. Gene Ontology annotation, molecular function: cyclin-dependent protein serine/threonine kinase activator activity. Gene Ontology annotation, cellular component: nucleus; cyclin/CDK positive transcription elongation factor complex. The record is from RefSeq and is a predicted model, not a curated record. The annotation marks the transcript as partial. NCBI's taxonomy places the organism in Eukaryota, Fungi, Kickxellomycota, Kickxellomycetes, Kickxellales, Kickxellaceae. Gene Ontology annotation, biological process: positive regulation of DNA-templated transcription, elongation; regulation of transcription by RNA polymerase II. The transcript has 2 exons.